Papilio xuthus (Asian swallowtail) is the source of this 1319-nucleotide messenger RNA. RefSeq names its product Cytosolic thiouridylase subunit 2 (gene Ctu2). The coding region runs from base 53 to 1195 and encodes 380 amino acids. Gene Ontology annotation, cellular component: cytosol. Gene Ontology annotation, molecular function: tRNA binding; sulfurtransferase activity. Gene Ontology annotation, biological process: tRNA wobble position uridine thiolation. NCBI's taxonomy places the organism in Eukaryota, Metazoa, Arthropoda, Insecta, Lepidoptera, Papilionidae. The transcript is spliced from 4 exons. The record is from RefSeq and is a predicted model, not a curated record.
UAGCAACACAAUUAUUCACAAUUUUUUAUAAAAUAUUCGCAAUAAUAUAAAAAUGCAUUGCAAAAAAUGUAAAGACCACGGAUCUCUGACUAUACGUAAAGAACACGUAUAUUGCGUUAAUUGUUUCAUGAUAAAUGUAAAUCAUAAAUUUAGAGCAUGUAUUGGAAAAAACAAAAUUUUAUCAUCCAAUGAAAAGGUUUUGGUUUGUCUGACUGGGGGGCAAAGUUCCACAGUAUUACUGGACUUGAUUUAUAAUGGUUUACUUCAAGAUAGUCAUAAAAAAUUAAGAAUAAUCCCAUUUUUCUUGCACCUCACAGGAUUUGGAGAGAAGGAAACCGAUCAUAAGGUUGCGGAAUUAGUCAUUAACCAAUGCAAAUCCUAUGAAUUUAAUGUUUACAUUGUAAACAUUAGUAAAUUCUACUUUCAAAAAUCAAAUACUCUGCCUAAUAUAAACAAUUUAUCUGAGACAAAUACUGAAGAAGAUUUAAAGACAAAUCUAAAAAAUAUAUUAAACAAAGUGACUCCAACAUCAAGCAAUGAUAUAGAAAUGAAAAUAAAACAUGAUACAUUCAGACGAGUAGCUAAAGAAUGUCAGUGUAAUUUUAUUUUCACGGCAGAAACUACAACAACAUUGGCAGUUAACUUGCUCUCUAAUCUUGCAAUUGGACGAGGAUCACAAGUAGAAUAUGAUAUUGGUUUUUCAGAUAACCGUGAUGAAAUAAAAAUUCUGAGACCAAUAAAGGAUAUAACUGAAGAGGAAUUACAUCACUAUAUACAAAUAAAGAACCUCCCCCACAUAUCAGUUGAUAAAAUUCAAGAAAAUAGUCUUCAAUCAGUUAUAAAAAAAUUUGUGUGGGAUCUACAGGAGAAUUUCCCAGCUACUGUGUCAACUGUAUGUAAAACUGCUGAUAAAAUUGGAGCAAUUGAGAAAAGUGAUAAAAGAUGUCAAUUUUGUAAAAGCUCCCUUGCUUCAAAUAAUGAAAAACUUACAGCAAUGGAGGCGACAAACUUUUCAAGAACAGUUUCAAACUUUCAUCCCGGACAAAAUUUAAAUGAAACUAGACCAAUAGAAUCCACUAAUGAGUAUGACUCAUCAAUGUUCCCCUUCAUAAAUAAAUAUUUUUGUUAUUGUUGUAGUAGGAAUUAUUUGGAGUUAGGAAACCAAAAUAGCAAUCUAUUUAAAGAUGAAAAAUAAAAAUAAAAAUAUGCUGUCAAGCUAGUUCUCAGUAUAGAUCUAAUUUUAUUAAGGAUUUGUAAUUAACUCAUUACCAAAUGUAAUUUCAACUCAAAUAAAUCAUUGAAAGAAUGUUAUUUUACUA